AUGUCGACCGAUCCCACCGUCGCGCGAGAGCUUUCCCGACUCGACCCGGCCAUCCCCUUUCGGGCCACCACGAAGCAUCUGCACUUCACUUGGGCAAAGACCUUUUACUCGCGACCAGAGCUCUAUAUCCAGCCGCAGAGCAUCGAGGAAAUCCAAAAGGCUGUGAUUGUUGCGCGCCGAUGUCGGCGGAGAUUGGUGACCGUCGGUAGUGGCCAUUCGCCUUCUGACUUGACUUGUACCUCGGCGUGGCUGAUCAAUCUCGACAAUUUCAAUCGUGUCCUGAGCGUGUCGCAAGAUACCGGUCUUAUUACGGUGGAAGCAGGCAUUAGACUGCGCGAUCUUGGUCGGGAGCUACACAAAAAUGGACUGUCUUUGCCCAAUCUCGGCAGUAUCGAUAGCCAGUCAAUAGCCGGAGUGAUCGCAACCGGUACCCACGGCAGUUCUUCUCGACAUGGUCUAAUAUCUGACUGUAUUCGAGGCCUAUCGGUGACUUUGGCCAAUGGACAGACGGUGCGAUGCAGUGCGACCAACAAUCCAGAGCUGUUCCGUGCAGCCUUGGUGUCACUGGGCGCGCUUGGCAUUGUCACUGAAGUGACCUUGCAAGCUGUCCCUGCUUUUCGCAUUGAAUGGGAGCAGUCGCUUCACCCUCUGUCGGAGCUGCUCGAUCGGUGGGAGGGUGACCUUUGGACGUCGCACGAGUUCGUUCGCGCGUGGUGGCUGCCUUACAUGGAGCGUGCUAUCAUCUGGCGCGCAGACAAGACUGAUUCACCUGUACAACCGCCGCCAAAAUCUUGGUAUGGUGGAUGGUUAGGCUACCAUGUGUAUCAUAACUUGCUCGCAUUGUCGAACUGCGUCCCGCGCAUUCUCCCUUGGGUUGAAUGGUUUGUGUUUGGAAUGCAAUAUGGGUUCAAGCCUGGCGCUGUAGUCACUAAGGCCAUAGAGCCAGGACGAGAAGGUCUGCUUAUGGAUUGUCUUUACUCGCAAUUCGUGAACGAGUGGGCAUUGCCAUUGGAGAAAGGCCCUGAGGCGAUUACUCGUCUUUCGGCUUGGAUUCGUGGUGAUCAGGAAACUGCUCGCAUUCCGUUUAGUCCCAAAGGCGUCUGGGUACACUGUCCUAUCGAAGUACGGGUAUCCGAUACUACGCUAUCUUCCACACCACGCCCUUACCUCGACCCGACCUCUCGCGAUGGACCUACGUUGUACUUGAAUGCUACUUUGUAUCGCCCCUAUUUGCGGGAUCCUCCCUGCCGAGAACGCUACUACGAAGCAUUUCAAUGGCUCAUGCGCGACUUGGGUGGUCGUCCCCACUGGGCAAAGAAUUUUACUACACUAGCCUCAGCUCAAGACUUGCGAGACAUGUACGGAGACGACAUGGAUCAAUGGCUCAAAGUGCGACGAGAAGUCGAUCCUGACGGGUUGUUUGUUGGAGAAUGGCACAGACGAAACUUGUUGUUGACGUCUAGCUAUGAGUCAAAAACGACGGAAUCGGACGACGACCUUCUCUCUCUGGGAGAAAGACAGGAAACUGUGCGCAAAUUCGGCCGCCGUGGAGCUGGAGAUGGUCUAGAGUGGAUUGGGGAUCGUGGCUGGGAACGAGAAGCCCCCGCUUCUUCACACAAGGAGGCUAUCAUCACUGACUCUCCCAGUCCGCCAAUGACUAUCACGAGCGAAGAGAGUUUUGAUCUUCUGGCUCAUGGCGAGGCUAGCAUUCUCAUUUCUGACAAACAAUAA
This is a messenger RNA of Talaromyces marneffei, 1731 nucleotides long. RefSeq lists its product as uncharacterized. The transcript has a single exon. The record is from RefSeq and is a predicted model, not a curated record. The coding region runs from base 1 to 1731 and encodes 576 amino acids. Lineage: Eukaryota; Fungi; Ascomycota; Eurotiomycetes; Eurotiales; Trichocomaceae. Gene Ontology annotation, molecular function: D-arabinono-1,4-lactone oxidase activity; FAD binding. Gene Ontology annotation, cellular component: membrane; mitochondrion.